AUGGCGGACGUGCUCAGUGUCCUGCGACAGUACAACAUCCAGAAGAAGGAGAUUGUGGUGAAGGGAGACGAAGUAAUCUUCGGGGAGUUCUCCUGGCCCAAGAAUGUCAAGACCAACUAUGUUGUUUGGGGGACUGGAAAGGAAGGCCAACCCAGAGAGUAUUAUACAUUGGACUCUAUCUUAUUUCUUCUUAACAAUGUGCACCUUUCUCACCCUGUUUAUGUUCGACGGGCAGCCACUGAAAACAUUCCUGUGGUUCGAAGACCUGACCGGAAAGAUCUACUGGGAUAUCUCAAUGGUGAAGCAUCAACAUCAGCAAGUAUUGACAGAAGUGCCCCCCUAGAAAUAGGUCUACAACGAUCUACUCAAGUUAAACGAGCUGCAGAUGAAGUUUUAGCAGAAGCAAAGAAACCACGAAUUGAGGAUGAAGAGUGUGUACGCCUUGAUAAAGAGAGAUUGGCUGCUCGUUUGGAGGGUCACAAAGAAGGAAUUGUACAAACAGAACAGAUUAGGUCUUUGUCAGAAGCUAUGUCGGUGGAAAAAAUCGCUGCAAUCAAGGCCAAAAUUAUGGCCAAGAAAAGAUCUACUAUCAAGACUGAUUUAGAUGAUGACAUAACUGCACUUAAACAGAGGAGUUUUGUGGAUGCUGAAGUAGAUGUGACCCGAGAUAUUGUCAGCAGAGAGAGAGUUUGGAGGACACGGACAACUAUAUUACAAAGCACAGGGAAGAACUUUUCCAAGAAUAUUUUUGCAAUUCUUCAGUCUGUGAAAGCCAGAGAAGAAGGGCGUGCACCGGAACAGCGACCAGCUCCAAAUGCAGCACCUGUGGAUCCCACAUUGAGGAGCAAACAACCUAUUCCUGCUGCCUACAAUAGAUAUGACCAGGAAAGAUUUAAAGGAAAAGAAGAAACGGAAGGUUUCAAAAUUGACACGAUGGGCACCUACCAUGGUAUGACACUGAAGUCUGUAACGGAGGGUGCUUCUGCUCGCAAGACACAGACUCCUGCAGCACAACCAGUACCGAGACCAGUAUCACAAGCAAGACCUCCCCCAAAUCAGAAGAAAGGAUCUCGAACACCAAUUAUCAUAAUUCCAGCAGCUACCACCUCUUUAAUAACUAUGCUUAAUGCAAAAGACCUUCUACAGGAUUUGAAAUUUGUCCCAUCCGAUGAGAAGAAGAAACAAGGUUGUCAACGUGAAAAUGAAACUUUAAUACAAAGAAGAAAAGACCAGAUGCAACCAGGAGGCACUGCAAUUAGUGUGACCGUUCCUUAUAGAGUAGUAGAUCAACCGCUUAAACUUAUGCCUCAAGACUGGGACCGAGUUGUAGCCGUAUUUGUUCAAGGUCCUGCUUGGCAGUUCAAAGGUUGGCCUUGGCUUUUGUCUGAUGGAUCACCAGUUGACAUAUUUGCUAAAAUUAAAGCCUUCCAUCUCAAGUAUGAUGAAGUUCGUCUAGAUCCAAAUGUUCAGAAAUGGGAUGUAACAGUAUUAGAACUCAGCUAUCACAAACGUCACCUGGAUAGACCAGUUUUCUUACGGUUCUGGGAAACAUUGGAUAGGUACAUGGUAAAGCAUAAAUCCCACCUGAGAUUCUGAAUUACUUGGUUUCCUUUUUUUCCUGCAAAUUGGGAUUAAGAAGCCUCAAAAUACCUUGAUUUAAAGACUGAGACUCAAGCUUUAUGAAUUUAUCAAGAACUUACAAAUGAAGAAGGCCACUGAUUGAUCUUUUAUAAGACCUUGUUGAUGAUGCUUUGUGUUAUAGAAGGAUGAUGCCUGUCAUCUAAAUAAGCAAACUUUUGGCUUACAACUAUUUUUUUAAUAUUAGCCUUCUAGUCUGUAAUGGAAAUUGUAUAUUUUGAUAGAAGUUUUUUCUCCAUUGGUUAAAUUAGCAUUACUUAAAAUUUGUUUCUUUAGAAAAUAAAUGCAGGUUACAAAUGUGUGUAUAUUUAGAGAUUAUAAGGCUCUCUAAGCCAUCUUGCUUCUGAUUUUUCAUUGUUCUAUUGUUACUUUUAUUGAAAUUCUUUGUCAUGAAUGGUAUUAAAUUUUAGUCUCUGGAACUUUUUCCAAAGCUAAGCAAAGGGAUGUGACUACUUUGAUUCAAAAUGUCAACCUGUAUAUGUAUACUGUAUCUAAUCUUAGUCUUUAUUUAAAGGGGAAUAAUGACAAAUCUAAACAGUGAUUCACCUUUGGCUGAACUGUACAGCUUUUCAAAACUUAUUAUAUAAUGAGUACAUUUAGUAAAUAUGUAUUCUUUUCACUGACUUAAGUGAUUUUAAAAUUUAGGAUGAUGAUAUUUCUCUGAUAUCUUUACACUUGAAAAAUCUCAAAACAGGUUAAAAACUCAAUAGGCUCUAGUCCUUCUGAUUUGGGACCCAGAGUAUGGUUUGGGGGAAGGAAUAUAUAUCAGCCCUCUAUAAUGUCACAUUAACUUCCUUAUGAGUUCACUUUUGAUUCUCAUUUUAUAUGGCAUAAGGGGUUUAGUCUUCUAUUUCUAGGCCUGUUAGUGUUAAAGUUCUUACUUUUCAUUAUCCCUAAAUAUUGAUAAACUCUCCCAGGCACCAAAGAACACAUUUACUGAAGUGUCUGAACAGAAACAAGAUAAAAACACUGGUAUUUUUAUGUGCUUAUUGAUAUGGUAUGAAAUACGAAACCUAUAUUUUAACUUAGUAAAAUAUUUUAUUACUUCUCUAUUUUAGAGACAAAGAGUGUUGCAUCCAUGGUACAACAAAUAAGCAUUUUCCUUCAGUUUUAGUUUUGCCCUUUAUUCUUAUAAGCAUCUGGGAGUCUUUACUUCCCUAAAGAGUUUUGCUAUUAUCAUUGCUUAUCAUUCAGUCGUAUAGCAUUUUUCCCCCUCAGCAAUCUCUUAUAUGUUAAUGUACUUUGUAAACAUUUAGCACUUUUUCUGGUAUGUUAAGCUGACAUCACCUAAUCUUUUUCUGAAGUUUAAUGGUAGCACAGAAAUGAAAGUCCGUAUUAUUUAUUUUGUAAGUAAUCACAGAAGUCCAUGCCAAUAGUAAUAGAGAAGAUAUUUAUUCAUCUGGAAUUCACAAAGCUCUUCAGAUAAAAAGCAGUCAGCAUAUUAAAUGAGUGGAUGUGAGUAUAUUUGCAACGUUUGAACAGAUUCUGCCCUCUUCUCUUUCCUCUAGCUUCUCUUGAAAAUAAAAGAAACUCAGACUUGUUCACAUUACAUUUUCCAGCAUAUAAAUCUGUUUUUCAAAGUUUUAUAGUAUAAUUAUGUAUUGUGUAAACAUUCUCCAUAAAGGAAAAAGUCAAGGAUUAGGAAUCUAAUAUUUUGUUUUAAGAUUACUUGUUAGACUACUGUAAGAGGACAUGAGCUACCUUUCCAUAGAGACUUUUGGUAUUUAUAUUUAAUGCCACGCAUGAUUUUUACUUGCUAUAGAGUGAUGUUAAACUUGGGGACAUCUAUUUGAACAGGGUUUAUUUUUCUAUUUUGAAUUUGCCUUAAACAUAUUCAAAGGCUUUGGGAAAUACUGUAAGGAACAUUAGGAAAAGUAAAAUAUGCUUUACCAUAUAUUUUACAAUCAGACCCUUAAUAUGUACUUGUUUUCAUUUUGGGGACCAGUUCAGUCCAUGUAAUUAAUUUUAUAACCAUUAAUUAUCUUUAAAACUAAGUUUGAGCCAGUCACUAUUCAUUCCCCCAUGACACUAUUCUGAGUCCUACAGCAGUCCCUAGCACAGUGCCUUGCAUAAUGUAGGCAUUCAGGAUAUACUUAUAUGCAUGAAUGAAUGAUGUAUUUCCAGUGUAACUGUUAAAUAGAGUUUGACAAUUCUUGUUCUGGAAGAACAGGACUACAGACAAUAAAGAGGCAUAAGUAAAUUUUAAUGAAAAAGUGAUCAUUAAUAACCUGGACUUCUGAUAAGUUGCUGUUAAUUGGAGAUACUUUGUCUUCUCAGCUGAUAAAGGUGGCAUUUCUUUGUUCAUUAAGACUGGGUUAGGUAGCAGUAAGAAGCUUUUAGGUUCAAGUUAAUAGCUCUCAACCCUAAUUUGCACAUUAAAACCAUAUGAGGAGCUUUUAAAAAAAAUUCAGAUUCCUGGAACUUACUCUAAUCCAUUCUGAUUUUAAAUGCUUGAUGCUCUAAAAGAUUUCUAGGUAAUUUUAAUGUGCAGGAAGGAUUGAGAUUCAGUGGUUACAUUUGUCAUUGAAAUUGUAGCAGUAUUAAUGAAAUAAUUGUGUUUUCUUCCCCCUUUUUUGGUGUGGUCAAGCACCAUUGUACUAGACCAUCACCAUUAUAUGUGCUUUUGGCCUAUAUCCCAUAAUGAGAGAUCCCAACCUUGAUUAUUUAUUUAAUACAAAAGGAAUAUUUUGCUGUUUAAUAUUUAAACAAUAUUUAAUAUAUUUCUUUCUAAACAAUGCUAGUUUAUGAUCUUUUUCCCCAUAUGUCCAUUUCCAUUACUAGCUCUCUCUUUUUUAAACAACGUUACAUCAAUUCAUGCAGAUAGAGCUAAUUCCUAUUAAAGAAAGUUUUUCAUCACUUUGUAAGGUAAAAGGAAGUAAAAGAUAAAAAGUGAUUUUCAUCUGCCAUGCAGAGUGAAACAAAGCCAAUUUGUUAAUUAUGAAAGGAAGGAAGUAUACUUUUGAAUUGUUCUGCACAGAGAAGUAAAAGUAAAGUAUUCAUUUAAAUACAGUUCACUAAUAAACAUUGAAGGGAAUAUUUUUCCUAAAUAAAAUUUUUUGUGUGAUUCCUAACAAAGUUUAAA
Messenger RNA from Echinops telfairi (small Madagascar hedgehog), 4720 nucleotides. RefSeq names its product cell division cycle 73 (gene CDC73). Gene Ontology annotation, cellular component: Cdc73/Paf1 complex. Gene Ontology annotation, biological process: positive regulation of transcription elongation by RNA polymerase II; transcription elongation by RNA polymerase II. The record is from RefSeq and is a predicted model, not a curated record. Gene Ontology annotation, molecular function: RNA polymerase II complex binding. The transcript is spliced from 17 exons. The coding region runs from base 1 to 1596 and encodes 531 amino acids. Lineage: Eukaryota; Metazoa; Chordata; Mammalia; Afrosoricida; Tenrecidae.